UGGGCGUGGUCCGGCUAACAUCAGCUGCAGAUGUGUCGCUGCGUCUGCGGUUCCGUCCAGCGGAACCACCCCACCGGAACCCCACAGAGACGUCCCAGAACCAACCGAGUCGCUCCGACUGCUCGGCGACAGGGCGUGGCAGAAGAAGAAGAGGGCCGGUGUCGAGAGGAAGCUUGAAGGGGUUGCUAGCUAGCUAGCUUGCUAAGUCACCAUGGAGACGGAAGGAGAAAAGAAGCAGCAGCAGGAGCCGUCGGCCAAUGAGAGCAAUGCGUCUGGAACGAGUGCCCGCCCCUCUGCCAUGAACUCCAUGUCUCUGUAUGAAAGACAGGCUGUGCAGGCCCUGCAGGCGCUCCAGAGGCAACCGCACGCCGCUCAGUACUUCCAGCAGCUGAUGCUGCAGCAGCACAUCAACAAGGCGCAGCUGCAGAACCUGGCAGCCGUGCAGCAGGCGAGUCUGGCUGCGGGUCGUCCGCCCGGCCCAUCCAGCGGUGGCUCCGCUCAGACCGCUAGCUCCUCAGCAGCCAGCGUGACGUCUGGUUCCACCUCCCCAGCCAGCAGCCGCCCCGUCGGCGUCUCAGCAACGACCACCAUCAGCCAGUCGGUUCUGCUGAGUGGGGGGCCUGGGGGACGGGGACAAAUGUAUCUGAGGGUCAACCGCUCUCUGAGAGCGCCCAUCUCCUCGCAGCUCAUUUUCAUGCCCGGGAACACGGCGACCGCUGCUGUGGCGACCGUCCCUCAGCUGCCUCAGCCUCGGAAACAGGAAGUAGUGGCCACAUCCUCCUCCAGCUGUCAAACUGAUGGCGAUCAGGUCCAGAACCUGGCUGUUCGGGGCGUGUCCGGUGCAAAAGUUGUCAAGACUGAGAAGAGCGAUGCAGCUGCCUACUCGCUGGUCCAGUCCACCCCCCAGACUCCCAACAAAGCCAGUCAGCUUCAGCCGCCCCCCAUCAAAAUCCCUACCUAUCCUCAGCCCACCAACCUCAAAGCACCCCCUCCUUCGUCCUCUUCUGGCUCCGCCUCCUCCUCUGUCCCUCUCUCACAACUUUUGCUUCACGGGGCCCGGACCCUCGCCACAGGGACUGCGCCCCCCGCUGCAGCACAUGCUCUGGUCCUCACAUCCACCGCGGCGUCGCAGGCACGCGCGUACCCAGUCGGCACGGCGACCAUCAAGCCGGCGGUGAGCGCUCAGACGUUAGUGGUGCAACCUCUGCAGAAGAGCUCAUUGGGCGGGGACAAACUGGGUCACGGCAACGGUCCCGUUCCCAUCCAGCCUAAAACUCUUCAGGGUCUGCGCCUGCCCCUGCAGCUACCUUCCAGAAACCCCCCUCCUAUCAUGCCGGCUCCGCCACCAGCCAGCAGCACCGUCCAGACGCCACACAUCCCCAUACAGAUCGUGGGCGCCAGGCAGAGCACGCUGGGAAAUGGCCAGGCGUUAGCCUUAGCCCGGGGGGGAUGCGGACAGGAAGGGGCCGCCAUCCUCGCCAGCUCAUCCAGCCUGCUCACCAUGGUGGCGUCCAUUGCCUCUAGAGAGAGCGGGGUCAUUGGUGCAGGGCUGGGUGUGAAGGCUCUGUCCCAAGAGACCCCCCCACUCCCCCUGACCUCUAAAGUUGGCAGUCAGAGUCAGAAUGGACCCCUCACUGUAAGCCCCGCCUCCUCUCAGUCUGCUACGGUCUCCUCUCCUGCUUCCUUGCUUCCCCGUGCCCCCCUGGCGACCAAUGGCGACUCAGCGGACAGUCCGACAGCGCAGGUAAAAAACGCGACCGGCUCACUCAAACGCAAGUUGGAGGAAGAUGCCCCCUCCCCCCCGAAGCUGCUUCCCAUUAAAGAUGGCGUCUCGGCUCGCGCCCCUGUUUCCAUGGAAACAGUCUCCGCCCCUCCUCCAGCCCCACCCUCCCUGCCAGUGUCACGGGGGGCCUGUGGUCGAAGAGAGAAGGCUCCUCCCCCUCAAGCCGUGGUUAAACCGCACGUCCUCACGCACCUCAUCGAGGGCUUUGUCAUCCAGGAAGGGGCGGAGCCUUUCCCUGUGUGUGGACCAAUCAAAGACUCAGCAGGGGAGGAUGAGUCUGUUACCACGGAAACGGUGUUGGAGUGCGAGUACUGUAAGAAGUACGCCCCCGCCAGCCAGUUCCGAGGAAGUAAAAGGUUUUGCUCCAUUUUGUGUGCCAAGAGGUACAACGUCAGCUUCAGGCUUCGUGUGCGGCAGGCCCGGGACUGCAACCCGCUCCCCCGUCAAGGUCACCUGUCCCACUCGGACGACGAAGGAGGCGCGGCCAGGAGGAGGGUUCCUCGCAGGACCAGCUCGGAGAUAGCGAGCGCCAAGAUAGCGGGAAGGCCGCUUCCUGUCACGCGCCGCUCCGAGUCCAGCCGCUCAGACACGGAGUCCAGCGGCGAGGAGGACGAGGACAACCCCGUGUCUCUCUCGCCCGCCUCCUGCCACGCCAAGGAGACUUCCACCCUCAGCUGCCCGCCUUCAAGCCCCACCCACUGGAGCGUUGACCAAGUGUCGCAGUUUAUUUCCUCGUUACAAGGCUGCGAGGAGCUGGCCUCACACUUCAUGUCUCAGGAGAUUGACGGACAGGCCCUGCUGCUGCUGAAGGAGGAGCACCUCGUCUCCACCAUGAACAUCAAGUUGGGCCCCGCCCUCAAGAUCUGCGCUCACAUCAACAACCUGAGGGACUGAGGCUGGCCCAAAGUGGAGGUACCAAACCUGUCCUAUUUUCUGUGACCAAACGUUGGACAGAAGAAAGGAAGUCAUGCAGUUUUAUGAUUCGUUCAUUAGUGGUUUUGUCUUUGAGUCCAUUUGGGACCACGUCCUCAGUGUUGACGUUAGUCUCAUUAGACAAAACCUGAAAAGGACAUCCCAGGAGUCGGUUUUGGACUCCUGAUUGUCCAAACCAUAUUUUUUACGAUCAGUCCGACCUGAUCCGGACUUGGACUUGAUCAUGUCGGACUAAACAAGCACUUGGACAUGAGUGGGUGCAUAGGUCCACCCUAACGUUCUGUGUUAUGUGUGUGUGUUUGUAUUUAACUAGAGUGUGUUCUGUUUGGACCUUGACAACUUUAUGGAUCUUUCAAUCCAGCGUGACCUUGGUCAAGGACGUUAUCCUGUAGCAACAUUUUAUAGCUUGCUAGGUAGAGAUUGACAUCAUCAGUGACUUCUAGAAGGUUCUGGGGUCAUCAUCAGAUGUCCGACCUCUAUUUAUUCCUUCCAAAGCACUUAACCGUGUAAGAAACAAAAAAGUGUGAACAGGGCAAGCCUGCUACGAAACUCAACGUGUUCAGAAUCUUAGCGAAUAAAACAUGAAGGAUUUGGUUGAAAUGAAGCAGAGUGCUGCUUUUUAUAGUCGUCUGUGCCAUUGCCAUGGAUACAAGGCUUUUCUUCCAAAUGCUGGGAUGCAGGCUUUUUUUUUUUGCAGAGAGCAGAGACCAUUGUUUGUGCCGCUAUACUUGAAACAGCGCCCCCUGCCUUCAUGUGGCGGAAUAAGGAUGGAAACAGAAGACCAGAUAUAAUCAGUGACAUACUUCAGUUUACAAAGAAGGUGAAGAAGGUCCUCUUUGAGCGUCUGGGGGCCAUUUGUGGUCCAUUUGUGGCACAUUGUAAAAAUAUAAUUUAAUUAGAAAACCAAAAAAGUUAGAAUUUUACAAGAAUAAAGCCAAAAUAUUCAGAGAAAAAGGUUCCAAUCUAAGAAAAUGUAUUUUACAAGAAUAACAUGAGGAAAAAUAACUUCAUUUCAGUAGCAUAAAGUUAAAUGUUUUUAGGUUAAGGGUGCACAUAUAAGUCUUUCUUGCAUCAUCCAUUUAUUCAGUCAUUAAAUACAAGCCAUCAGCAACAAAAGCAAAGUGUCCGCUGACCCAAUCUCAUGGAUAAUCUUAUCUUGCGAGUUAGCAUCAACAUUCCACCUUUUUUCCUAUUCGCAUUGUGCAUGUGUGCUCUAUUUUUCUCAUUUUUGCUGAUCUUUGUUGUUUUUUGCUAAUAAAAGCAAGCCCAGUGCUGCAUUUGGGACACCCCUGCUUUAAGGCAAGGGAGGUUUGAUUUGAUUAGCAUAUUGGAUGUUGAUCAUGAGAAUGAAUGCUAUAAAAUAUAUAAUAACACUAAUUUAUAACAUGUUUUACCAGUCAAAGUUCCAGGUUUUCAUCACAUAGUCAACUCGUUGGCUCCUCCCCCGUGUGUGUCCUCAUGUGAUGGACCAAAGCUGACCGCCGACUGUAGCUGCUGUUGCAGAUUGAGCAAGAGAAAGGUUUCUCUCCGGUGUGACUUCUCUCGUGUCUGGCCAAACUGCCUUUCUGGGAGAAUUUGACACCGCAGAGUGAGCAAGUGAAAGGUUUCUCUCCAGUGUGAAUGCGAGAGUGAACGAUUAAGUCGGAGCGCUGGCACAAACUUAUGUUGCAGAUGGAGCAGGUGAAGGUCUUCUCUCCCGUGUGAGUCGUGGUGUGUCUCACUAAGCUGCCUUUCUGAGAGAACCUGAGACCACAAAGUGAGCAGGAGAAAGGUUUCUCUCCGGUGUGAAUGCGACAGUGGGCAAUUAAAUUGGAGCGCUUCUUAAAGGUUUUGCUGCAAAACGAGCAACUGAAAGGAGUUUCUAGCGUGUGAAGGGACAUGUGGGUUGUCAGGUUUUUCCUUUUUCCAAAACGUUUGUCACAUUGAGAACACUGAAAGUGUUUCAUGCGGUCCCCCUUCAGGGGUUCUUCAGUGUGGUCGCUGUCACCAGUGUCCGUAGAUGCUGGCGAUGCUGUGUCUUCACAGUCUGACAGUGCACCUAAGACCAGGUCGGCCUCUUGACGGCUCGCCUGCUCCUUUCUCUGAUGACACUGUGACCACUCGCCUUGCUCCUCAUCAUCACCUUCACUCUUCACGUGUACCUUGCUGAUGUCAGCCUCCUCCAGCCACUCACGCUCCUCUUCCUCCUGACUGAUGCUGUGCUCAUCCUCUUCCUCUUUAAUGUGGGGGGUCUCUGGCUCCUCUUCCUUCACCUUGAAGCUCCGCUGCUGCUGCUCCUCUUCACCAACGACCACUUUCAGCACGUCUGAUGGCAAGACUGAAACGCAGAUCAACAGUUUUACGUAAACCUAUGACAAAUAGAGAGUAAAUAUCAGGUGUGGCUAACAACAGUAAAGAGCAUGGAGCUAAUUUGGCCCAGACCACGCCACUUUGUGACGUAUAUGUUUAAUAUUUCUUUAACAUAAGCUGGCUCUGUCAUCUAUUUUGACUCCUAAAAAUGUGUGGUACCAAAUAACAUUUUCUUUCAUUUAGGUUCAAAUACAUUUUUAACAACCCUCCUUUUUCGUUUGGAAGGGAAUUCAAUUGACUACAUCCGUGU
This is a messenger RNA of Doryrhamphus excisus (bluestripe pipefish), 5315 nucleotides long. Its product is annotated as polyhomeotic-like protein 1. Gene Ontology annotation, biological process: negative regulation of DNA-templated transcription. Gene Ontology annotation, cellular component: nucleus; PRC1 complex. Gene Ontology annotation, molecular function: chromatin binding; histone binding; zinc ion binding. NCBI's taxonomy places the organism in Eukaryota, Metazoa, Chordata, Actinopteri, Syngnathiformes, Syngnathidae. The record is from RefSeq and is a predicted model, not a curated record.